This is a messenger RNA of Fonsecaea erecta, 2166 nucleotides long. RefSeq lists its product as hypothetical. The transcript has a single exon. NCBI's taxonomy places the organism in Eukaryota, Fungi, Ascomycota, Eurotiomycetes, Chaetothyriales, Herpotrichiellaceae. The record is from RefSeq and is a predicted model, not a curated record. The coding region runs from base 1 to 2166 and encodes 721 amino acids. Gene Ontology annotation, biological process: peroxisome organization; fatty acid beta-oxidation; long-chain fatty acid import into peroxisome. Gene Ontology annotation, molecular function: ABC-type transporter activity; ATP binding; ATP hydrolysis activity. Gene Ontology annotation, cellular component: peroxisomal membrane.
AUGGCAGUCCAGUCCAAGCUGCUGCCCCCCGGCCGCAGCGUCAAGCAGAUCAUCUCGCAGUUGACGUCCCUCUACCUCAAAAAUCGCACGAGAAUCUCCCGCACCAUUUAUAUUACCCUGGUCAUUGCCCUGAUCCAUCGAAUCCACAAUGCCAUUUCCGAGCAAAAGGCCGCAGCCAGGAGGCAAGUCGAGAUCCAGCGUGAGCGCGCUCGGCACUCGCAGCAGACAGCGGGAGAUUCAGAUGCAAAGAACGACAAACAACAGGAGGAACACAGAAAGAAAAGAGUCGAAAUCAAUCGAGAGUUCUUUCGCAAUCUCCUGCGCUUGCUGAAGAUCGUGAUCCCCGGCUGGAGAAGCAAAGAGCUGAGACUCAUCGUCUCCCACAGUGUCUUCCUGGUUAUCCGCACCCUCCUGUCUCUCUAUGUCGCCGAACUCGAUGGCAAAGUCGUGUCGGCACUCGUCCGGGGCAAAGGUCGAGAAUUCGUCUUGGGUCUUGUGUGGUGGAUGCUGGUGGCAGUGCCCGCAACCUUUACAAACUCGAUGCUUCAAUACCAUCAGACGCGCCUUGCCCUGGCUUACAGGACACGGCUGACACAGUACAUUCACGAAAAGUACCUCAAUAACAUGACGUUUUACACGCUCUCGGCGCUCGACGAUCGAAUAAAGAACGCCGACCAACUCAUCACCGUCGACGUCUCUCGCUUCUCCAACUCCCUUGCCGAACUCUACUCAAACCUCGCCAAACCCAUCCUCGACAUGGUGAUAUACAACUACUCCCUCUCCAAGUCUGUUGGCGGAGAGGGUCUCUUCGCCAUGGCUCUACUAGUACAGAUAUCCGCCAACGUUAUGCGCGCUUUGACACCGCCAUUCGGAAAAUACGUGGCGGACGAGGCGCGAUUAGAGGGAGAGUUCCGCUUCCAACAUACCAGGUUAAUUGAUUACAGUGAAGAGAUCGCGCUAUACGCAGGCCACGAGGCUGAAAAGGACGGCCUGGACAAGGGUUAUUUUACAUUGAUCAAACAUGUUAAUCGCAUUUUGAGGAGACGGUUUUAUCACGGCUUUAUGGAGGACUUUGUCAUCAAGUACUUCUGGGGUGCUCUUGGCCUCGUGCUGUGCUCGUUGCCCGUCUUCUUCAAAAUCCCUGGACAAAAUCUCACUGCGGGAGAGUCCAGAGGUGACCACACGGAGUCCUUUGUUACGAACCGGCGCAUGCUUCUGAGCAGUUCGGACGCUUUUGGCCGCAUCAUGUUUUCCUACAAAGAAAUCACGGAACUGGCAGGCUACACGUCUCGUGUUGCCGGGUUAUUAGAUGUCAUGGACGAAGUGUCGGCGGGACGAUUCGAGAAGAAACUGGUCAGCUCCGCCUCGACGGAAGAGAAUGCCGCGGUGCUCCGAGGAAGAGGGUCGAUCGAGGAGAGCGAGAACAUUGAAUUCACCGACGUUCCCAUUGUGAGUCCCAACGGCGACGUGCUGGUCAAGAAGUUGACCUUUGCCAUCAAACCGGGCGAUCACCUGUUGAUCGUGGGUCCGAAUGGGUGUGGAAAAUCGUCGCUUUUCCGGAUCCUGGGAGGGCUCUGGCCUGUCUAUGGCGGCUCGGUGAAGAAACCCCGGUUCGAAGAUAUAUUCUACAUUCCUCAAAGACCCUACCUCAGCCGAGGCACCCUGAGAGAUCAAAUUAUCUAUCCAGACACGCUGCGGGAAUUCCGGGCCAAGAAUGGGUCCGAGGAGCAACUUAAGCAGAUCCUCUCCAUCUUGGAGAUUGAAGCCAUCAUCAAUCGACCAAACGGAUGGGACGCCGUGGAAGAAUGGCGCGACGUCUUUUCCGGGGGGCUGCAGCAACGGAUCGCCAUGGCUCGGCUUUUCUACCACAAGCCCAAAUAUGCCAUUCUGGACGAAUGUACCAGUUCUGUGACUCUGGAAAUGGAACGGAAAAUGUACGAGACAGCCAAAGGCCUGGGCACGACAUUGAUGACCGUGAGCCAUCGACGCAGUCUGUGGAAGUACCACAGCAUGAUCUUGCAGUUUGAUGGGCAGGGCGGGUACGUGUUUUGUCCAUUGGACGCGGAGAGGAGGAUCAAGCUGGAAGACGAGAAAGAAGAGCUGGAGACGUUAUUAAGAGGCGUAGACGCGUGGGAGGCACGUCUGAAGGAGCUAGAAGAGGUUUGA